Vespula vulgaris is the source of this 2345-nucleotide messenger RNA. RefSeq names its product mitotic spindle assembly checkpoint protein MAD1-like (gene Mad1). Gene Ontology annotation, biological process: attachment of mitotic spindle microtubules to kinetochore; mitotic spindle assembly checkpoint signaling. The record is from RefSeq and is a predicted model, not a curated record. Gene Ontology annotation, cellular component: nuclear envelope; mitotic spindle; kinetochore. Lineage: Eukaryota; Metazoa; Arthropoda; Insecta; Hymenoptera; Vespidae. Bases 214 to 2253 code for a protein of 679 amino acids. The transcript is spliced from 7 exons.
CAUUUAUCACGCGCAGUCGUAAAAGAGAAUGGAGUCGUACAUGUAAUGUCUGCUCAAGCGCGUACAUUUUGCUUUUCUGAAAUAUCAAAGCAGCGAUAGUUACGCGUAUUGUUACAGCGACGGCUGACAUUACGUACAUAGAAAAUUACUUUGCUUUUUUUUUAACUUUUAACUAAAUCUGUUGAUACGAAUAACCUAUAUUCGUUCCGCAAGAUGGAUGACAAAGAUCCUACAAGUGUAAUAAAAAUGAUAAAGGACCUUCGAUCUGGAUCAGAAGCUUAUCGCCGGAAUAGUGGAGUUUCCGUCCGUCUUUCUGGUACAGCAUAUAAUCCACCAAUGUUUAAUAAUAGCGAUGCAUGCAGUAUUUCUCCGAAACGUCAAAAACUGGACGAUACAGCUGCCAGUAAUUCCAUAUCAAAUAAAAGCGAUAAUGAUCCUAUGCCUGGUAGUCCAUGGGAAUGGAGAAGAUUAAAAGGAGAAGUAGUUUCUUUAAAAACAAGACUGUCGCAUCAAGAAGCGGCAGUUCAGCAACUUCAUAAAAUACGAAGACAAAUGGAAGAAGUAUUUGAAAAAGAAAAAAGUCUUUUAGAAAUGCAAGUAGAACAAGAAAAGCAGACCAUUAAACAACUAGAAGUGCGGUUAGACGUUGCUAGAAGAACCAUUCAAGAAGCACGUGAAGCACAAGCUGUGUCGGAGAAAGAACUAUUUCAGGUAAAAGUAAAUUUAGAACAAAAAACUGUAACGCUAUUAAAUGAAAAUGCAAAACUUUUGGAGGAUCUUAGAAAUGCGCCUGCACAAGAGAAAACUACUCCACCAAAGGAUGACAUAGCUCAAGCGGAUGCUCAAUUGAAGUUACAAGCUGCCGAAGACAGAAUAACUCAAUUGGAAGAAAAAUUAAGGGAAUGUAGGGCGUCUCAGAAAGACUACGAGUUACAAAACGUAGAACUUCAAAAUUUGAAGAUUAAAAUGGAGAAGUUAGAGUCGGAAAAGGCACUCUGGGAGGAGGGUAAACAAUUAGUUGCAAGAGCAGCAAAAGCGAGUGAACUCGAAAAAGAAUUGAAUGUAGCUAGGGAUACAAUAACAGUUUUAAGGGAAUCGGUUAGAGGAAAAUUACUUCUAGAGGAACAAAUGGCUAGCAUAACUAAAAGGUUAGAGCACACCGAAAAAAUUGAGCAGCAAGUUGCGAUGCUUGAGACGAAGCGAUCAGAGUUAUUGCUUCGUCUUUCGGAAUACGAAUCUAUAGGGAUUAAUGGUGGACCAUCUACGUUAAAACGUGAAUUAAAUCGACUUCAACAAGCAGAAGCAGUUUUAAUGGCAGAAGAAGGUCAGCUCAAAUCCAAGCUGGAUGCAGCACAAAGGGAGUGUCAAAAUUUGUCAAAGAAUUACGAGCAGGCUAAACAAUUGGCCGUAGAUGUGACAUCAUCGAAAGAAAAAUUAAAUAAGUUAGUUAGCAGAUUGCAAAAAAAAAUGAUGCUUGUCACAAGAGAAAGAGACAGUUAUAGACAACAAUUGGAUUUGUAUGAAAAAGAAAUGACAGUAGACAGUAGCAAUGCGAUGCUUGAGAGAGUCCCUGCAUUAGAACGCACUAUCGAAGGAUACAGGGAUUUGAUUGCCAAAUUAGAAGCGGAUCUGGAAUCUGUAGAAGGUAAUAAUCAAAAGGAGGAAUGCAACAAGUUAAGAGAAGAGAUCGAAAGGUUAAAAGGAGAAAUAGAACACCGAACUUUGAAAGGUGAUUUUAACAGUAAUGCUAGGGUAUUACAUUUUACUAUGAAUCCUGCUGCAAUAGCGGAACAGCAAGCCGAGGAGAAGCAAAAGGCCUUAUUACGUGAGCUUGAAGAAUUGAGAGCUAAAGUCGCUGCAGGCGGUGCAGGAACGAUAGCGUCCUCAUUACAAAUACAAGAAAUUGCUGAACUCAAACAAACUCAUGACAUAAAGAUUGCACGUCUGAAAGAAGCCUUUAAAGCGUCUUCUCAAGAGUACAGGCAAGCGUGUUAUCAAUUAUUUGGUUGGAGAGUCGAUAGAACUAAAGAAGGACGUUACAAAUUGUCCAGUCAAUACGCCGAAUCGCCGGAUGACUUUCUCUUCUUUCACGUUGGCGAGGAAGGAGUUGACUUACUGGAAACUGCCUUCUCCGCGACUCUUGGUACUUUUAUCGAGCGUCAUUUACAGAGACAACACAGCGUUCCUAUGUUUCUUAACGCAGUGCAAUCGGAACUCUUUUCACAGCAAACGAUGACAAAUGUCAUGAAUUAAUUUUAUUUAUAUCGUAAUUUUAAUUUACUAAAUGCAUAAUUACUUAUUGUAUAAACUAUUCAUUUUUAUGGAAUUGAAGUAUAUUGCAACAC